AUGGUGGUCGAGCUACACCUCCUACUGCUACUCAUGCUCACUGUUUCGCAAGCUGAGAGCUGCAAGGUGGGCAGCCUGAUCGAGCAGGGCGGAAAGUAUUGCUAUCAGCCCGUCUUGAAACCGGGCGGCAGCAUGACGUAUGCCGAGGUGACGGACAAGUGCACGCAACUUGGCGGCAAACUCGGAUCCGUACAUUCGGCUGCCCAGAAUCAAAAGAUUAUAGAAUUAGCGCGCGGGGCCCUGGCCAACCCAAACAACGGUGGCGGUUGCAAGAUGCUGCUCGGUGCAUCGAGCAAAAAAGGUGGCGAUUUCCGCUGGAUGGACGGGAGCCCGAUGGACUACACGAAUUGGGACGUCGGCGAGCCGGACGGGAAGGCAGGAGAUCCUGUUGAUUGGGGCGAUGAGUUUUGCAUUCAGAUGUACGUGAAACUCUGGAACGGCUAUGAGGGUCAGGGCGGAAAGGACUACGUCGGAAAAUGGCUGGACCUCGGAUGCCAAUUCCCGGUUUACUGCAUGGGGCUGUGCCAGAUUCCGAAUGAAGCAAAUGGA
Molecule: messenger RNA, 549 nt
Organism: Mesorhabditis spiculigera
Lineage: Eukaryota; Metazoa; Nematoda; Chromadorea; Rhabditida; Rhabditidae
Source: the annotation of a GenBank genome assembly